CAGGUACUUCUACUUAUAUACACUAGUACAUACUCUGUCUAUUUAUGAAUUUUACUUGUCUGAACCUGGGUCUGGCUCCCUUACCAAACUAACCAGUUUGAACACAAAGUUUUCAAAACUAACCGGCCUCCGUUCGACUUUUCAAAACUAACCAGCGUAAUUCCUUUAAACUCGGGCGACCCGAGCUUGAGCUUCUCCACAGUUGAGGUCGCCACAACCCCGGGCGACCCUCAUUGUUUUCGAGCCGUGUACAGGUCGCCCUAUACACGGGCGACCCCUGCAUCCCAGCUGUGACGUGGUCGACCCUAUCACGGGCGACCACGUGUGUAUCCCCUCCCCAAUUUUAACUCGCCUCAGCCCUUGAAUCACACACAAUCACACACACAAAUCACACACAAACACAGCAGCAGCAAAGGGAGAAAACGAAGGGAGAAAAGAGGGAGAAGGUCGCGUUAGCCUCAAAUUUGAAGAUGGAUCCCGCAGCUUAUGGUCCCGGCCCGGUCAACGGCAAUUUGUUGACAUUGCAGGAGUCGCAUAGGUCCGAGGUGGUGUGGAACAGUAUAGAGGCACCUCCUGAUUUCAGAGUCAGGACCAACUUCGGUGAAUAUUGGAAGACAGUUGCUGAAAUCAGGCUACAUCAGUCGAUAAUGGAUGCUAUCAAGGACGCGGGUUUUCAAUGGGUGUUCACGUUAGGGCAGGUCAGGCAUGACAGGGGCUUGAUCACAGCCUUUAUCGAGAGGUGGCGUCCAGAGACGCACACUUUCCACCUACCUUUUGGGGAGGCCACCAUCACAUUCGAGGAUGUCCAUCACAUUCUCGGGUUACCGACCACUGGCCGGCCACUUAUUGUACAUGGCUUCACCACCACUAUAGACCAGAGGAAGGAGAUGGUACGGGAUCUUCUUGGAGUGAAUCCCUAUGAGCGUGGUGAUGUGAGGAGAACUGCUUGAAGAUCACAAUUGUCAAAGUUACUGAUCAACCACGUGAUCUUCAAGCAGUUUUUCCUCACAUCACCACGUUCAGCGGGAGUCACUCCAAGAAGAUCUCGUACCAUGUCUUUCCUAUGGUCUAUAGUGGUGGUGAAGCCAUGUAGAAUAAGUGGUCGGCCAGUGGUCGGUAACCCGAGAAUGUGAUGGACAUCCUCGAGUGUGAUGGUGGCCUCCCCAAAAGGUAAGUGGAAAGUGUGCGUCUCUGGACGCCACCUCUCGAUAAAGGCUGUGAUCAAGCCCCUGUCAUGCCUGACCUGCCCCAACUUGAAAACCCGCAUCCUUGAUAGCAUCCAUUAUCCACUGAUGCGGCCUGGUUUCAGCAAUUGUCUUCCAAUAUUCACCGAAGUUGGUCCUGACUCUGAAAUCAGGAGGUGCGUGCCACAAUUAAAAUGCAUAACGUGUCAGCAGUUUAUAGUGAAGCAAACGAAUUUUUUUAAUAAAUAGCAGUAAGUCAGGUCAUUAACUCUCUACUGUUUCACACCACCUCGGACCUAUGCGACUCCUGCAAUGUCAACAAAUUGCCGUUGACCGGGCCGGGACCAUAAGCUGCAGGAUCCAUCUGCGCCAAAAAUUUCAAAAUAUCAUUUACAAUUUCAAUUUAAAAAUAUUAACAUUUUGAAUUACAAAUAUUAGUAACUUACAUUUCUAAUACAGCUCUAUUUAGUUUCAAAUAUUUUUCACACUCUCAUUUUAGAUGUGUUGUUUAUAUUAUUUUGAUUUUAUUCAUUUUAUUUGUAAAUAUAAUUCGAAUAAUACUCAAUUUUUCAUUUCAAAUUAUUUAAUAUCCAAUAUUAAAUAUUUAUCAAUUCCUAAUUUUAUUUUUCUUAAUAUCCAAUAUUAAAUAAAAUUUGAAUAUAUUUUAAUUCAAAUAAUAAGCUUUUUUUUAUAAUUCGAAUAUCCUAUUUAUUUUAAUUCUCUUAAUUUCAUAAAUAUUUUAAUUCUCUUAAUUUCAAAUAUAUUUAUAAUUCGAAUUAAUUUCUUAAUUAUUACUAAUAUUAUUUUCUUUUACUAAUACAAUAUAAUAAUAUAUUAUUUUUGUUAAUAUAAUGUAAUUAUAUAUUAUUUUAUUAAUAUUUUAUUUUAUGUUAUUAAUAUUUUUAUUUUAUUCCGAAUUUUAUUUUUUUUGUUCUCAAAUUUUUAACGUCAAUUUUUUUAAAUUCGAAAUUCUUUCUUUCCUACGAAUAUAAAUUAAGUUUAAAUUAAAUUAUGUUUUGGUAAAUUUCGAUUAUUGCUACUAAUCAUAUUUCGAAAUCUAAAAAACACGAAAUCUAAAAAUCCAAUAUUUAUUCUCAAAUCAUAGUCUAAAUCUACACAACCAACUUAAAAAAUCCUAAAAAAUAAUAUCAAUUUCAAUCAUAAAUCUUACAAAUGCUUAACUAUUUCAAAAAUCAAAAUGUAAUGCCAAAUCUCUAGCCAUAAUCAUGAAGAUAACUGGAAAUUAUAACAUGCAACUCAAACUAAUCAAACAACAAAUUACAAAUCAAGGCCUUAUACAUACACACACACACACACACUAAUAUCUUUAGGGAAAAUAAAGGUAGUACCUUCAAAUUUAAUGCUAACUAGGGCGACCUUCUCCCUCUUUUCUCCCUUCGUUUUCUCCCUUUGCUGCUGCUGUGUUUGUGUGUGUAAUUGUGUGUGAUUCAUGGGCUGAGGCGAGUUAAAAUUGGGGAGGGGAUACACACGUGGUCGCCCGUGAUAGGGUCGACCACGUCACAGCUGGGAUGCAGGGGUCGCCCGCGUAUAGGGCGACAUGUACAUGGCUCGAAAACAAUGAGGGUCGCCCGGGGUUGUGGCGACCUUAAGUGUGGGGAAGCUCAAGCUCGGGUCACCCGAGUUUAAAAGAAUUAGGCUGGUUAGUUUUGAAAAGUCGAACGGAGGUUGGUUAGGUUUGAAAACUUUGUGUUCAAACUAG
Molecule: messenger RNA, 2904 nt
Organism: Daucus carota subsp. sativus
Lineage: Eukaryota; Viridiplantae; Streptophyta; Magnoliopsida; Apiales; Apiaceae
Product: protein MAIN-LIKE 2-like
Exons: 3
Coding region: 471-950 (159 amino acids)
Biological process (GO): meristem maintenance; meristem development
Source: RefSeq, a predicted model, not a curated record